Sorghum bicolor (sorghum) is the source of this 1641-nucleotide messenger RNA. RefSeq names its product BTB/POZ and MATH domain-containing protein 1. Lineage: Eukaryota; Viridiplantae; Streptophyta; Magnoliopsida; Poales; Poaceae. The transcript is spliced from 2 exons. Bases 287 to 1291 code for a protein of 334 amino acids. Gene Ontology annotation, molecular function: protein binding. Gene Ontology annotation, biological process: protein ubiquitination. The record is from RefSeq and is a predicted model, not a curated record.
CGCGCGACUCGCGACCCUGUUUCCUCAAGAGCCGCGACGGCGCGACCCCGGCCCGGACUCCCUAACCCUAGUCGGCGGCGUCGACCGACUGCGGGGAGCGUGCCGCGGGCGGCAAGCUGCACGGAAGCAGGGUCCACGGCCUCCGCGCUUAGGAAGCACGGGCGGCGGCGCGGUGGCCGGCGGCCGGGCGCGUCGCGCGGCCAGUCCAGGACUCCAGCUACGGUGACCAGGUCGUCACUCGGCAGGUCCGCAGCGGUUCUGGCAUUCUGCGGCUGCAGGUGCCAGCAUGCUCGAUUAUUCUUAUUUCACCCAUCAGUUCAAACUCAGCUAUUCGGAGACGGAGAACGUCGCCGUCGGGCACAAAGUCUGCUCUGAGGACAUCUUGGCUGGGGGGCACCUCUGGAGGAUCGAAUGCUACCCCCGUGGAAGAAGGGAAGAGGACAACGGCAAGUGGUUAUCUAUCUUGCUACGCCAUGUGAGCGAGUUCAGAGACGCCAAAGCCAUCUUCGAGGCCUUGGUGAUGGACAAAGACGGGGCUCUAUCUUCAUCCCAUAGAUACAGGUGCGUGCGUGAUUAUGGACCACACCGCGGUGCUGCUGAAUCCUGGGGAUGGAAACAUUUCGUUCAGCGAAGGCUCCUCAAGUCACUCUACAUGACCAAUAGUGGCUCAUUCACCAUUGCGUGCGGGAUCAAGGUUAUACAGAAGGACCCGUUGGACGUGCCGCCCUCUGACAUUGGGAGCCAUCUCGGGCGCCUGCUGCUGGACUGCACAGAUGGCGGCUCCGAUGUUUCAUUCGUCGUUGAUGGCGAGAAGUUCCCUGCUCACCGGGCUGUGCUUGCCGCCCGCUCGCCGGUCUUCAAGGCACAACUCCUAGGCUCCAUGGCCGACGCCAACAUGCCAUCCAUCACGUUGCAUGACAUCACACCAGCGACAUUCAAAGUUAUGCUCUGUUUCAUGUACACCGAUGCUUGUCCUGCGGAUGCCGAGCUUGGGGACUCCCCGUACGAGAUGUUGCAGCACUUGCUCAUUGCAGCGGACCGGUUCGCGUUGGAUCGACUGAAGCUUUUGUGUGCAAGCAAGCUCUGGGAUAAUGUAUCAGUGGACACAGUUGCCACUACAUUGAUGUGUGCCGAAAUAUACAACUGCCCAGAGCUGAAAAAGAAAUGCAUUGGUUUCUUCGGGGAGGGGAAGGACUUCAAGACAAAGGCUUUGUUGACAGAUGGUUUUGUUCAGCUGGCGCAGCAAUUCCCAUCGAUUCUUGAUGAGCUGAGGGAUAAGGUUGGAGCAUAGAGGCCGAAUGGACAAGUCCACAACGGCAUGCGGCCGCAUGCCUUAUCUCGCGCCAUCAAACGUGCUCUAAGAUUCGUGCGUUGGUCAACUGGAUUUCCCAUCCCUCUCAUUCCCUCUCCUUUCCCAUAUACGCAGGAAUCCCCUUCUUUGUACCUGCUCUUCUAUUAUUGAAUCCCUUCUCUGUACCUAUCUCUCAAUAAGGGCUUCUCUCUCUAUUUUAGCAUAUCUUUUCAUCGGUUCCUACCUUUUAUUCUACACAGUUUUUCCUUCUCACCUUUUUUGACAGUUUUUUCAACCGUGUUAAUUCAUCUUGUUAAUUAGUACUUAAAUACAGCUCAUAUUUCUUCCAA